CAUCGCUGUUUAAAUGUUGAAAGACUUCAUGACGUCUGUCUGAGUUCUUUAUUUCUGUGCGGUUGGUCUACAAGAAAAUCAAAAGAAAAGUUUCCACGUUACAAGGAAAUGAAUUUACCGAAUGAAAUCUCUUGUCCUAUACAGUCUUAAUCACCAGGUGACGCUAUUGGCUCUUGUUUGCCAUGUCACUGUUGCGCAACUUGUGUUUUUACAGCUCCAUUUCUAAAGCCCUGACACGAUCUAACUAAAUGUAUGACUGGAGGAAACGAGCACGUGAUCCACUUGAAGCGUUCUAUAUUUGGCCAAUAGAAAAUGAAGACUGUGAAAAAAAAACUUUCUGCUAUAAAUUCUAGAUUAAAUCCUAUAGAAUUCAUGCGAGACACAAAUCAUACACAUUUACACCAAGAAAAAAAAACCAGCCCAAAAGCUUUGCGAGAUGACAUCUUACGUUUCCGAUUGAAGAAAUCGGGUCACGCGGCGUCCGCUUUCGCAAAACCCCAGAACCGCGCCCACGAAGUCCACGCGAGCGAUCGAGCAAGCGAGCAACGCGCGCCCCCUGCCCCGUUACAGCCACCGCCGCCGUAGCCGCGUGCGGGAGAUGAGCUCCGGUCCACCUGCUGACCACGAACACCACCAACACCACGACGACUAUGACCGCGCCUCGGAACCGCCGUAUGAUCGGCAAAGCGCACACGCCGACACCGGGAGUCACGACGACGCGUUCGAGGUCGAACAGAAAGCAAAAGUCGGCCCGGAAAAGAAAGUGAAAGCUGCACAGCUCUCGUGCACUCGACCGCAAAUCUACCCGUGGAUGACCAAACUGCACGCGACCCACGAAUCGGAUGGGAAACGAGCGAGGACGAGUUAUACCCGAUACCAAACACUGGAGCUGGAGAAAGAAUUUCACUACAACCGUUAUUUAUCCAGACGAAGGAGAAUCGAGAUCGCACACACUCUGUGUCUGAAUGAGAGGCAGAUCAAAAUCUGGUUUCAGAACCGCAGAAUGAAAUGGAAGAAAGACACAAAGACAUAAAAUUAUACUUCAAUUUCAACCUAAAACAGAUUCAGAACAUACAUUUUAUCUUUAUAAUGAUAAACGCUCAGAGAAGAAAAUCCCACCUGUACACCUUCAUGUUGCAGGGAUGGUGCAGAUGCUUUUUAUGUAGAAACAUGGAUAUCUAGGAGAUCGAAUUGGGAUUUAUGUUUAUAAAAACCAUAUAAAACAAUAUAUAGGUGCCACUUCAGAGACAAGCAAAUGCACAGGCCAGUACACAAUUCUUCUAAGUGUGUAUGCAUUUUAUUUACUCUCGAGUUUUGCGUUAUGAACACGCAGAUCGCCAUGUUUAACUUUUACUGAACUUUGGAGAUGAACCUAAAGUGCACGUGCACCUCUCCUUCCAAUUAGUUCAUAAUAGGAAACGUUUACGUUACAAGCCUUGUGGUAAUGUUACGCUGACCAACAUGGCCACCUUGUGAUGAAUCCUCCAUCAAACUAAUAAAUAAAUAAAGCUGAGAUGGUCUGGAGAGCGUGAUGAUGUCCACAAUCUGGACGAUAACAAACAGAAGCCUACUGAUGAUAAUAACGCAUUAGUGUCAUUUUUACAGCAAGAAUGAGUCACUUGUGCUGGAGCACUUAGAUAUAAGCCUAAUACUGAGAUAUAUAUUAAUAUAUACGUACAAAGAUGUAUUUUUGUCUAAUUUAUGAAAUUAUAACGCUUCAUAACUUCUACUAUGAGACAUGUCUGUGAGUCACCAUGUCACCGAGGUCAGUGCACAUUACAUCCAUUUAAAUUUGCUUAAAAAUCUCUGCUUACUUUAUCCAUCUUCUUUAUUCUUUAAGAUUUACAGUGUUUUUUGUACGUCACUAAUAGAGCAGAUGGUGUUUACUGGAAAUAUGAGGAAAUAGAGUUGUGCAAAUAAUGCAUUCAACAACAUACAUGCCAAUCCUGUACUAAAUAAAAUAUUUCAAAAUGCCA
Messenger RNA from Silurus meridionalis, 1976 nucleotides. RefSeq names its product homeobox protein Hox-C5-like. The record is from RefSeq and is a predicted model, not a curated record. Gene Ontology annotation, molecular function: DNA-binding transcription factor activity, RNA polymerase II-specific; RNA polymerase II cis-regulatory region sequence-specific DNA binding. The transcript is spliced from 2 exons. The coding region runs from base 599 to 1033 and encodes 144 amino acids. Gene Ontology annotation, biological process: anterior/posterior pattern specification; regulation of transcription by RNA polymerase II. Gene Ontology annotation, cellular component: nucleus. NCBI's taxonomy places the organism in Eukaryota, Metazoa, Chordata, Actinopteri, Siluriformes, Siluridae.